This is a messenger RNA of Ostertagia ostertagi, 213 nucleotides long. The record is from the annotation of a GenBank genome assembly. Lineage: Eukaryota; Metazoa; Nematoda; Chromadorea; Rhabditida; Trichostrongylidae.
AUGGUCCCACAGUGCUUCCCAUUCCAUGAAGUCAACAAAAACGCAAACCUGAGCGAGUUCAUGUAUCAAGCUGACAUGGUGCUCACUCUAAUCCAAGCUGAGCAAAUUGGUAACAACAGCGAAGAUGAUCGUACGAAGCGUCAGGCCUACCGCGACAUUUUCUACCCAAACACAAUUUGGGGAAGAACAGUAUACUACUACUUUGAUCCCACU